UGUUUUCGGCCACUGAAAUUAAAAUGCUAUUAGAUGCAUCCCUAAAACAAACUAUUUCUCUCAGAUACUCGACAGCCUACGCAGAGUCGGACUACACGGAUCGGGACACGGACAGAGAGGAGGGUGAGCCGGAGCCUGAUCAAGAGUCUGAGGAAGAGGAGGACAGGAGCUGUGCCACAGUCCUUAACCUCCAACAAGAAGAUUCCCAAGAGGAAGAGGUGGAAGUCGAGGAGGGGAAGGAAGACAAGACAGAGGGAAGGCUGCAGCUGAUGACAGAAGUUCCUAGUGGGGAGCUGGCUCUUCUCCUGGCUCAAAGUGACAUCCUUCACACUGGAGAUGCCAGGUUGAAAGCAGGAGGCUUCCAACUGCUGAUGGAUAACAGGACUGAGUACGGAGACAGCAGGGAGUUUCUAUGGCGACUUGCUCGAGCCUAGAGUGAUAUGUACGAGUCAGCAAAGAACAAGCAAGAGAAAACAAGCUAUGCACUAAAAGGUCGGGAGGAGGCGGAGGUGGCCCUGAAGAAGAGUGGUCUGAAUGCUGAGUGUCACAAAUGGUAAGG
Messenger RNA from Melanotaenia boesemani (Boeseman's rainbowfish), 559 nucleotides. Its product is annotated as regulator of microtubule dynamics protein 3-like. The record is from RefSeq and is a predicted model, not a curated record. Bases 24 to 434 code for a protein of 136 amino acids. The transcript has 3 exons. Lineage: Eukaryota; Metazoa; Chordata; Actinopteri; Atheriniformes; Melanotaeniidae.